AUGUCUGGGGAUCUUCGACGAAAAUACAUAGGGAAAGCAUUGCCUUAUGUUGCAAUGAUGGUAUGGUUAGUGUAUUUGUUGGCAGAUUGGAUGGCAACGCUUGUGCUGAGCAACCUUCAUAGGGGCGACGUUAAGCUGAAAAAUGAACUUAUUGCAUUUUGGACGCCCUUCCUUUUGUGGCAUCUUGGCAGCCCUCAUAACAUUACAGCUUAUUCUUUAGAAGACAAUGAGAUUUGGCACCGACACUUUCUUGGCAUGGUCUUCCAAGUGUUAGAAGCAGUAUAUAUCUACGUCAGGUUUCGAUCAGACACCGACCUCAAUCUUAUGGCUGUUCCAAUAUUCCUUGCUGGAGUUUGGAAGUUCGGAGAAAGGAUAUGGGCUCUCAGAUCUGCAAGCGACAAGCAGCUCAUGAAUUCCUCGGCUCAAAGAGAACAGGCUAGUCCAGAGGAAAACAAUAUUAUCAGAUUUAGGCUGUUUGAGUCUAAAAUAAACGAUUGUUUCGAACGCAAAGGAAAUGUUUCCGAGCUCAAGUUGCUCCGCGAAGCUUAUUCACCGUUCCUUAUUUUCAAGCCUCUCUUCCUUGGCCUCUCAGUUGAGCUUUCAGCAAAAUUUUAUGAUGACAUGUUCUUCAUCAAUUCUAAAUCUGCGGUAGAGGCCUUCAAAUUGGUAGGGACUGAACUGAAAUACCUUUACUACUUGUUUUUCACCAAGGUGCCCCUUCAUCACAAUCAUCAAAAGGUGAGUUCAAGUCUUCGUGCCUUGUGCUUUCUGUCUGCUGUGUCGUCACUGAUCGCUUUCUCAACAAUCGUGGAUAAGAGUGUGCAUUCAAAAGUCGAUAUUGUGAUUACGUAUUUGCUGUUGCUGGGAGCUAUUUCUCUCGACGCAUAUUCAUUUAUAAUGCACCUCCUCUCUAUAUGGUCAAUGAUCUGGUUGCCCGUUCCUAAAAACACGGUGCAAAAAAUGUACUCCAAGGUUGUUGCUUCCAGGUGGCAGUUAGUUGAAGCCAAGAUGGCAAUCAAAUCAGUGGCACAACAUGAUAUAAUAUAUUAUUACGUCGAGGCCAACGCUAUCAAGUUAUAUGAUGCUGUAAGGAUUAUUGACACUGGUAAUCAUUUACAGAAGGCUUGGCAUACCAAGUGGAAGCCUGUUGAUUGUGAAUUGAAGCAAUUCAUCUAUGAUCAUCUGAAAAAGGAACGUGGGAAGUUGGACGAGAAAGAUUUCGGACCUGAAGAUCUCAAAAAGUUAUUAAAUGCACCUUUUUUCGAGGACUUGGAAGAGGACACAACUGAUUUUUCGUUACGCAUUAUUCGUUGGCAUUUGGCUACAGAGCUUGUUUACUACGAUGAUCUUAACAAAUUUCGAAGAGGUAAACUCGGUUCAUUCUGCCUAAUUGCCAAGUCUUUGUCUGAUUACAUGAUGUACCUCGUAGUCGUUCGUCUAUUGAUGCUGCCUAAAGGGUUCAGUGAAGCGAUCAACAAUGAAAACUACCGCCAAGCCAAAAAUCUUUUUCCGGAGGAUAUGACAACAAACAUGAGAAAAAUAGAAGUCAGGAAGAGAUUUACAUCAUCGGUGCUUGGGCGCCAAAGUUCUCCCACUAAAAGUAAUAGAUUCGAUUUGAUAAACGGUGGGAGUAGUUUUGCAGAAAAAUUGCAAAGUGUUGUCGCACAGGAGCGCUGGGAUCAUGAAGAGAAAUGGGAAAUGAUUAGCAAGGUGUGGUUGGGGAUGAUGCUUUAUGCUGCUAGUCUUUGUUCUUGGAAAGAGCAUGCUCAACAAUUGAGGCACGGUGGAGAGCUGCUUACUCAUGUCGCCCUCCUUAUGGCGCAUCUUGGUUUGACCACUCAGAUCCGCAAAAGUAAAUCACUUGAUUAUGAGGAUGAGCUCAAUCCAGCAUUCCCACCACUUUUUAGGUAG
Molecule: messenger RNA, 1911 nt
Organism: Theobroma cacao (cacao)
Lineage: Eukaryota; Viridiplantae; Streptophyta; Magnoliopsida; Malvales; Malvaceae
Source: RefSeq, a predicted model, not a curated record